Dreissena polymorpha is the source of this 534-nucleotide messenger RNA. RefSeq lists its product as uncharacterized. NCBI's taxonomy places the organism in Eukaryota, Metazoa, Mollusca, Bivalvia, Myida, Dreissenidae. The transcript has 4 exons. The record is from RefSeq and is a predicted model, not a curated record. Bases 51 to 425 code for a protein of 124 amino acids.
UAAAUUGGAACAUUUGACCGCAUUGUUCUUUCAGAGACAUUACUCCUGCGAUGCUUGUAGCAUUACUAUAUUUGGCCGUGGGGCUGCUAAGUAACCAGGUCACUCUGGCCUGCCUUAAUUCUCACGAGUGCGGCACUGGCAUGUGCUGUAGAAGCGACGAUGGUCAGGUGGUAACCGAUCAGCACAUGGGCCACUUCGGACCCGUCUUCGACUCGCAAGUGAAUGGUACGUGCAGCACGAGGAAGGCCCAGAAAGGGGAGGUGUGUGAUGAUUCCUGCCAGUGUGACAAUGGUCUCGCUUGCUACCGACCAGUAAGCGGCGUUUGCUGUCCACCAAUGACGUGCUAUGACGAGGCAUACGUCAAACAACAACAGGCUUACUGGCACCGAUGCUUCUCCGACCCUAACUGCCCAAUCCCACCAUAAUAAGUCACGUUAUCCGAAACAAGUUUCAAGUUAUUACAUUAUAAGUGGUUAAAUGUAUUAAAUAAGUUGGUAAAACUUUAAGUGAAAUAAAGUAUUUAAACGUACACAA